Harpia harpyja (harpy eagle) is the source of this 9970-nucleotide messenger RNA. Its product is annotated as peroxidasin-like. The transcript has 23 exons. NCBI's taxonomy places the organism in Eukaryota, Metazoa, Chordata, Aves, Accipitriformes, Accipitridae. Bases 3260 to 7480 code for a protein of 1406 amino acids. Gene Ontology annotation, molecular function: heme binding; protein binding; peroxidase activity. The record is from RefSeq and is a predicted model, not a curated record. Gene Ontology annotation, biological process: response to oxidative stress.
ACAGAACUGAUCUAGAUUUAAUAUAUCAGAACGGUUAAAGAGUGAAUUCACUUACCUGGCUGUUAGACCUGUAGACAACAAAUAUCAAGAUGUCAUUUAGUCCACUGCUGUACUUCAAGGAAUUGCCUAAACCAAACAUGUCAGGAGUUUGUUUAAUGCAUUCUGAACUGCAACUCCCCUCUCGUCUCUUGUGCUCUGUUUCAGUGCUUAAUUCAUGGCGAUUUUUAAGAGCUGGUGUUCAAGGCUUCCAUUUCACUAGUAUUGAGAAUAAUAUUUUGGCUUCAGCUGUAAUAGGAAACUGAUCAUAAUAGCAAAUACAGCUGUUGCUAAUUAAAUGUGUCUGUUAACCUUUAUUCCACAGGAUAAUUAUGUGUAGUCUGUGUUUCUUAAUGUCAUCUGUGUGUGUGUGAUAGAUGUCCUUUUACCAGCUAUAACAUGAGACUAGUUCAGUGAUAAUGUUUUCCUUCACGUGAUGCUUGCUGAAAAAAAAAAUCCUUUUCUGCUUUGGAAAGCUAUGGAUGUGUCAUACAAAUGGUGUCAAGUAAAUUAAAUUUGUCAGAUAAUGUUUAUGUUCCCUUUAUAGUAAAAUGUAAACCAUCACAGUUUCCUGGGAAGUAGUGAUGAGCUCGUCAGGGGACCUACUCCAGUGAAAUCUUUUUACUGCCAUAGAAGUGAUAGUUAAAAAUAAAGAAGGGGUGGGGGGGAGACCCACACCUGAAAAACAAAACCAAACUUCCUUGCAUUCUACCUGUGUGAAAAAGUCUGUCUAGCAGAGACUGGCAAUGGUUAAGCAUGGGACACAAGGUUCCUGUUGCUUAGGAGUUAACUUUUCGUUCAUGUUCAGAGCUGCACGCUCCUUUUUAAACAGUUUGUCAUGUUGAUGGAAAAUAAGAUAAAUUAAUGCAAGAGUAAGGGAACUGUGAUUGCUAGCAUUUCAUAACAUCUCACAAACAUCCCAUUUGUCGUGAGGGGGAGAUAAGCAAGGUAGAACAAGUAUGUUUCAAGUUCAAGUGAAGAUUUGCUUCUCAGUAAACGUAUAGGUUGCAGAACUUGCUUUUUUGCACUCUAGUUAUUCUUUGUGGUAUGGCCACUGUUAAUCUGCUGACUUGGCUAAAGAUCCCAUUCCCACAAAGUUGUAGGCAAAUACCCAUCAAUCCUCCCAGAAGCUGCCACCGACUGCACAGCCAGGCGCUGAAAUAAGAUUCCAAAGACAGUACGUACAGAAACAUGACUGAUGCCUGGCCCAGCUCUCCUGUUAGCAAUAUAAAUAAACCUGGAAGGCAUUUUUUUUUUUUUUUUAGAUGGUGGAUUUAGAGCUCAGAGUUUAUGCACCAAGAUGUAAUUGGAGGCAGAAGGCAAAAGCUUUGUAUUUGUAAAGUGGCCAGAUGUACCAGGGAAGAUGUCGAUUACUUUCCUAAAUACUGAAGCAUGGUUUGAAGAGAGCAUUUUGUUUAUUUUCCUAGAAAUACUUCUUUACAGAGCAGCUCCUAAGUAGCUGUGUUACCCUGUCCUAACAGAGUUCAAUGUGUUUUGGAAAGAUGAUAUGAGGAGCAAUCAGACUGGAAGAACAUACAACUUAAGUCUUGAAGAUUUUGACAUAACCUGCGUUGUCUUUUCUGAUGCACAUGAAGGAUGCACUUUUAAUGCACUUAGGUUCUCAAACUGGAAUUAAAAGCUGUCAUUCACCUGGAGCAAUCUGCCCUCAGCUGCCAAUUGUUGUUACAUAAAGGCUGAAGCAGAUAAUUUAGCCUUUUACAACCUUUUUUUGUAACAAAGGGUUGGGUGGCCACUAGAGGACACUCUGCUCAAAACCAUGAGUUGGGUCCACAGGGGGAGCGGGGAAGAGUUCAGCGAACUUGCUUGAAUUUUAAAGUGAUGUCAGGGCAAACAAGCAACAGAUUGCCUGAGAACUAGAUGCAGAAAACCUGCAGUAUAAUGCCCUUUUAUAGGUGGGAAAAAAUAUAAUUUUUACCAUCUAUGACAUGAAAUUUGUAAGUGAAACCCCAAAACCCAACACUCUCUCCCCCUGUGCUCAAGCGACAAAGAAUCUGAAGGGAGGAAAGAACUGGGGAGGUUUAAAUGUCACCCUUGUUAAGUACUGUUUUGUUAUGUUAAUUAUAUUGUAGUUUAUGGUAUAAAGCAGACGUGCAGGUUGAUGGGAAACUUGUGUUUGAUCUUCCAGGUAAUGUGGAGCAGUGCCAUGUUUGGAUUCCUCAAGUACCUUUAUAUCCUAAUAAGCAUUAAUGCCUCGCACUCAUUUAGGAUCCUGCAUAGUAGUAACUUAAAAUCUAAAGACAAGCUGUUUCCUCUCUAAGCUACUUUAUAACAGUAAAAGGUGAUUAAUUCAACUGGAAACAAGUCUUCCCUUUUGCAUCUCCACUUUGUCAUCCAACCGGAGAAACAAACUGAGGUCUGUGUUUCCUGGAGUUCAAAUUCAGUUGAUUUCAUUGUUUCUUUCCCUCUUCACCCCUCAAUUGCCUUUAAUUUCUCCAAAAUCCUGACAUUUUUCCAAAUGACAUCCUUGUAGAAAGAAAUUACACUAGCUAAAAGGUCUUUGAAAUGAAUCAGCUUUUACUCUGCAUAAAAAACUUUACAGAAUGCAUACAAUCAGGGUUUUUUUGUCUUUAUUUGCAGGUUAUUUAUCUCUGUUAGUGAUCUCCCUUUUAAAAUCACUUAUCUGUAGCACUCCAUGCUCCUGUCAAUGGUUGGAAACGUAUUUUUGUUGGAUGUUGUAACUACAUGUAAUAAGAGACAGCCUCUGUCCUAAAAAUCUUACUGCCUGAUACGUUUGACAGGCUGUUAGAUAAGAUGCUAUCCUUAGUUUGCAGAGAGUGUGCUAAGGCAAAAAUUUUGACAUAAAAAACUUGACCCUGGGCCAUCUGCAUCCUAGCUCAGCCUUGGAAAUACAGGGUCAUUUUUUGGUCAUUGUUCAUGAAGGUGCGUUCUGCAUGCCUUCAGAUAAAUGCCUGAGGAGAAGGUGAGGAGUUAACUUGCUGUUCAAAGUAAGAAACGAGGCAAAAAUAAAUCAAAAUUAAGAGUUUGCAUUUCAGCACCACAAUUAAAGAGGGGUGGGAACAGUCUGAUCUUCAAUGAUGUACAUAAUGGCAGAGAGGGUGGGCGGUUGGACUGUCAAACUGCCUUAAUUUAAUUGCAAACACAUGCUGAUGAGUCCCCUCCUCCUGGACCUCAGGGCUGGGAAACUUUUUUUUGUCAGCUCCCCGCAGUUCAGAAUUGAGGCAAAUACACUCCAGCAAACACCAUGCUGAUCAAAUCUUCAGCUCUUCGAGGCUUUUUGUGUUUUCUCCUCUUGCCUAGUUUCUCCUGCUCCUGUCCUAGUCGCUGCCUGUGCUUCAGGACUACAGUAAGAUGCAUGCAUCUGAUGUUGGAAACGAUCCCCGAUAUCCCACCCCAGACAAACAUACUAGAUUUACGUUUCAACCACAUCAAGGAGAUACAACCUGGAGCCUUCAGGAGGCUGAAGAACCUCAACACGCUGCUGCUGAACAAUAAUCAGAUAAAACAAAUUGUGAGAAGAUCCUUUGAAGAUCUGGAGAACCUGAAAUACCUCUACCUUUAUAAAAAUGAAAUUCAGAGCAUCCAGCAACACGCCUUCAACGGGCUCCGUUCUCUGGAACAGCUCUACCUGCAUUUCAACAACCUGGAAAGUCUGGAGUCGGAGACUUUUAGUGACCUGCCUAAACUUGAAAGGCUAUUCUUGCACAACAACAAGAUUUCCAGGAUUCAUCCAGGGACAUUCUCUCAACUGGAAUCCCUCAAACGGCUGCGGCUGGACUCCAACGCCUUGCUUUGCGACUGCGACUUGAUGUGGCUGGCUGAGCUGCUGAAGAAAUACGCUGAGCAGGGCAGUAUCCAGACAGCCGCCACCUGCGAGGCUCCUCGGGACCUGCAUGGGCGCUCCAUCGUCACCUUGACCGCCCAGGAGUUUAAUUGCGAGAGGCCUCGCAUAACCUCACAACCCCACGAUGUCGACGUCCUCUUGGGAAACACAGUUUAUUUCACCUGCAGGGCAGAAGGCAACCCAAAGCCUGCGAUUAUUUGGCUGCACAACAAUAAUGAGAUUGACAUGAAAGAUGACAACCGCCUGAACCUGUUGCAAGACGGUACCUUGAUGAUCCAGAAUACCAAGGAGUCGGACAAAGGCGUCUACCAGUGCAUGGCCAAGAACAUAGCUGGGGAGGUCAAGACGCAAGAAGUCGUGCUGCGCUAUUUUGGCACCCCAUCCAAGCCCACUUUUGUGAUCCAGCCGCAGAACACUGAAGUGCUGAUUGGGGAAAGCGUCACCUUGGAGUGUGGGGUCUCUGGGCACCCCCACCCUCGCAUCAGCUGGACCCUUGGCACAGGCUCUCCUUUACCGCAGGAUUCCCGUUUCGCUAUCACCAGCUCUGGAGGACUCUUCAUUCAGAACGUCACUUUCUCAGACCAGGGCCAGUACAACUGCAAUGCCAGCAACACCGAGGGAUCCGUCCAGGCGACAGCAAGGAUCAUAGUGCAAGAUUCUCCCAGGUUUCUCCUCAUUCCCACUGAUCAGACAGUAACUGAGGGACAAAGCGUGGACUUCCCAUGCUCUGCUGAGGGUCAUCCUCCACCCGUGAUUGCCUGGACGAGGGCAGGUGGGCCACUGCCGAAUGACCGGAGGCACAGCAUCCUCUCCACGGGUACCCUGCGGGUGAUGAGGGUUGCUUUGCAUGACCAAGGCCAGUACGAAUGCCAUGCCAUAAGUGCCAUCGGAGUGAGGACCCUCCCGGUACAGCUGUCGGUGACCCCACGAGUGAUACCCGUGUUCCUUCAUCCCCCCCAAGACGUGGUGGCAGAGACAGGCCAGGACGUUGCCAUUACCUGCACUGCCCAAGGAGAUCCACGGCCCACCAUAACCUGGGUCAAAGAGGGUAUCCAGAUCACAGAGAGCGGCAAGUUCCACAUAAGCCAAGACGGGACCCUUUCCAUUCAAGACCUCGGCGUGGCUGACCAGGGCAGAUACGAGUGCAUAGCCAGAAACCCCUUUGGCUUCACCUCCAGCGCUAUGCAGCUCACCAUCACUGCCACGGACGUCGGUCGGAGUGGCGACACGUUUGUAGCCACAUCAAUACGGGAAGCCAUCAGCAGUGUGGACCACGCCAUCAAUUCAACACGCACUGAGCUGUUUAGCAAACGCCCCAAGACGCCCAAUGACUUGCUGGCUCUCUUCCGUUACCCCCGGGACCCCUACACCAUUGAAACAGCCAGGGCAGGUGAGAUCUUUGAAAGGACCUUGCAGCUGAUUCAGGAACACGUGCAACAAGGUCUAAUCGUGGAUAUGAAUGUCACAGGCUAUCGGUACAAUGACUUGGUGUCCCCUCACUACCUGAACAUGAUUGCCAACCUGUCGGGCUGCUCUGCCCACCGCCGCACACCGAACUGCUCGGAUAUCUGCUUCCACAAGAAGUACAGGACCCAUGACGGCUCUUGCAACAACCUCCAGCACCCGAUGUGGGGUGCGUCUCUCACAGCCUUCCAGAGGCUCCUGAAACCCGCCUACCAGAACGGAUUUAACCUCCCCCGGGGGUUUUCCAUGGCAGAAGAUGCCAGGGACCUGCCCCUUCCUCUACCUCGCCUUGUCUCUACCGCCAUGGUCGGGACUGAGACCGUCACCCCCGAUGACCAGUUCACACACAUGCUCAUGCAGUGGGGCCAGUUUCUGGACCACGACAUGGACCAAACGGUGGCAGCCAUUAGCAUGUCCCGCUUCUCAGAUGGAGCACCCUGCAGCGAGGUGUGCAGCAACGACCCGCCUUGCUUCUCCGUCAUGGUCCCUGCUAACGACCCCCGCGUGAGGAACGGGCGCUGCAUGUUCUUUGUCCGUUCGAGCCCUGUGUGCGGCAGCGGGAUGACCUCCCUGCUGAUGAACUCUGUCUACGCCAGGGAGCAGAUCAACCACUUGACGUCUUACAUCGAUGCCUCCAAUGUUUACGGCAGCACAGAGCAGGAAUCACGGGAGCUGCGGGAUGUGAGCAGCCAAAAUGGGCUGCUGAAGCGAGGGCAAGUUGUGCCCAGCUCGGGGAAGUAUCUCCUUCCCUUUGCUGUGGGGCCACCCACCGAGUGCAUGAGAGAUGAGAACGAGAGCCCCGUGCCGUGCUUCCUGGCAGGAGACCACCGUGCCAAUGAGCAGCUGGGUCUCACGGCCAUGCACACGCUUUGGUUCAGGGAGCACAACCGCAUUGCCACAGAGCUGUCGGCCCUCAAUCCCCACUGGGAUGGAGAUCUCCUGUAUCACGAGGCACGGAAGAUUGUGGGUGCCCAGAUGCAGUAUAUCACCUAUGCCCAGUGGCUCCCCAAGGUCCUGGGGGAAGCUGGGAUGAAGAUGCUGGGUGAGUACAAAGGCUACGACCCCAAUGUCAACGCGGGGAUUCUCAACGCCUUUGCCACUGCUGCCUUCCGCUUUGGGCACACCUUGAUCAACCCCAUCUUGUACCGGCUGAACGAAACCUUCCAGCCCAUCCGCCAAGGCCACAUCCCCCUGCACAAGGCCUUCUUCUCCCCUUUCAGGAUCAUGCAGGAGGGUGGGAUUGACCCCCUCCUCCGUGGGCUUUUUGGGGUUCCUGGGAAAAUGCGCGUCCCCUCCGAACUCCUCAACAUGGAGCUGACGGAGAAACUCUUCUCCAUGGCACACUCUGUCUCACUGGACUUGGCUGCUAUCAACAUCCAGAGAGGGCGAGACCAUGGCAUCCCACCUUACAACGACUUCAGGGUCUUCUGCAACCUCUCAUCUGCACAGGAGUUUGAGGACCUCAGAAAUGAGAUCAAGAACUUGGAGAUCAGAGAAAAGCUCAGGAGUUUAUAUGGAACUACCAAAAAUAUUGACCUAUUUCCAGCACUGAUGGUGGAAGAUCUUGUUCCUGGUACCAGAGUUGGACCAACGCUGAUGUGCCUGUUAACGACACAGUUCAGAAGGCUGAGGGAUGGAGACAGAUUUUGGUAUGAGAAUCCUGGAGUCUUCACACCGGCGCAGCUGACUCAGAUCAGACAGACAUCCCUUGCUCGUGUCAUCUGUGACAACGGUGACCACAUCCAGCAGCUCCAGAGAGAUGUCUUCCGGGUGGCAUCGUACCCGCAGGGCAUGGUCGGCUGUGAAGAGAUUCCUGUGGUGGACCUCCGCUUGUGGCAGGACUGUUGUGAGGACUGCCAGACACGUGGGCAAUUCAGGGCUCUUUCUCAGCGGUUCCGAAGCAAGAGGUCUCCUGGCUUCAGCUACUCAGAGGAAAACCCUGCCAAGCAUAAGCCUGCCUUCCCCAGAAAUGAGGCGCCUUCUCCAAGCCCUUCCUCCAGAGAGAAUCUCGAGUCCCUUGUGGCUGAACUGGAGAAGACAGUUGCUUCCCUACGGAAACAGGUGAAUGUACUAGAGAGCCAGCUGAGGUGGCACCACAGGAACACCAGCACUCAUGGACAGGGGAAGAAGACUGGAGACAAAUGGAGAAAAAGAUGACCAUGUCACUGUUCGUAUAAGGUGCCCCGUGACCUGCACUCCCGCUCUCCACCAGCCAGUCCAACCCACUCCUACAGGGCUCAGAAAGCAGCCACGAGACCCCGCGAUGCUCUGCCUCCUCUCACACCUCCUGUACCGCUCCUUGUCCCAAGACGACUGUCCUUUUGCCUGUAUUGAACCCUCUGCACUGAUUGCCUAUGAGCCCCUCGGCCCCUGGACCGUUCCUGCCCUUUUCAGCCUCCCUGGGAUGGGCUCUGCCUUCUUUGAUGGGGACAGACCAGCGGUCUGCCGAGACGCCGCUUUCUUCCGCAGUCCCCAGGAAACGGAGAAUUAUUGAAGCUGCUUUAGUGCCACUGUUCUGCUCUUGUCCUCCUCCCACACAAUGCUGUCGUCAUCUACCUCCCCUUGUCUGAAAUGUCCCACGGGCACCCAACUGAAAGAAUUCAUUAAGAGGCAAAAUCUUUCUCAUAUGCACUGUGGUGCCAGGAAGCAUCUGGAGAAAUCUAAAAAAAAAAAAAAACCAAAAAAAACCAAACAAGAAACCCAAAACAGCCAUCUUCUCAUGCCAACAGAAGGAGCAAGAGGAACCUCAGGGCCCUGGCAAGCACCGUUUGGGCUGGGCUUGCCGUCCCUGCCAGCAGCGAGGAGGUGAACCCAAGGCCUGGGGAAGUCUCCUGGCUGUUUGGGUGCUUCAGGAUGGGAUGCCAGACACAGCAGACCGUGGCUGCCCCUGAUGCCCUGAUCAGCUGCUGUGUUUUGCCAGUCCUCGGGUAAUGAGUGGCACAUCCUGGGUUACGUGACCCUGCGAGUGACCUACCGUUACGUGCCCAGUGCUCAAAAACGUUUUCCUCGGCGUGACCUGCAUUCUCCAACUUUCUGCCCCUUUAGGGGUUUAAUUGGAUUUAUGUUUGUCUUCCCUUUUUUUUCCUCCUAAAAGGCUCUUUGCUGGAAGACGUAUUUUGAGUGUAAACGUAACAGGACCUGGAACAGAACCUCAGAUAAUUAGAUGUAAUGGGCGCUCUCAUUAGUGGAGGGGAGCUGCUGUUUUCUGUCAAUUAGUACGGGAGAACACUAUGUGCAGUAUUUGACACAUGGAUGAAUGCAAAGUGCUGUUUGUGUUUAUUGCUCCCAGGUGCUCUGCAGCUAAACCAGGACUAUGUAACCAGCUCUACUGAACAAGUCUUCUGGUUUUGUUGCUCUUUGGCGGUGCUUUUUAGUGGUGCUAGAACUAAGGUCCCUGUGUAUCCACCAUAGCCCCAAAUCUGUGGACAGAUCAGUUUUUAAUACAUCCUUGUUAGCUGGUCACAGGGACUAAAGAGAAAAUACUUGAUCCAUCAGAUAUCUGUGCCUUCCUUAUCUUUCUCACUUUUCCUACAUCCUCCCACCUUCCCUCCCACAGUGCAAGGACCAGAAACUUUUAUGAACAUGCUUUUUCUUUUCUUCUUUUUUUUAUUUUUAGGUGUUUUAUAGUAUCAAAGGGAUUCAAAGCAGCAGGGGUGCUCCUGGAACUUAAUAGGAAAAAUAAAAAAGAUACUAGAGAAAGGUGGUGAUUUAUCAGCUAUUUCCUGGCGUGGGACUCUGAGCUGUGUGUGCGUGUCCUGUGCAGACACAGGUUUGCAGUGAUGAGUGUGUUAUGCAUGUCUGGUAAGUUCAGCUCAGAGGCAGUAUUUAGUCCUCAGGGAUGUUUGUCAUUUUGAAGUACUCUUUCAUUUAGGUGCAAAUCAAGAUCCAAAGCCUUGUGUGUUAUAAAUCAGCUGCACUUGUCUAUUGCUUGUACCACUAGAGAACCUAAUCUGGCAAAGGUCAAUAAAGGUAAAUCAGUCUCCAGUCUCCUUCUGCAAACCACAAGUUUACCAAGUCCUCAUUCAAAACAGUAAGGCAUAAACGUUUGGUGCUUGAUCUAAUCAGAUAAUCUCUAAAUGCAUAACCAAGCAGCCCAUUUUCCUCCUGAUGGAGUGCGAGGUGAGGAGCAGACUUGCCAGAAGCGCUGCAGAAGGACAGCAGAGGGGGUGUCCCUUCCCCGUGUGUUGCAAACCUUUCUGCGCUCCAUCCUCUGUUCCCCUCCCCAUGCUGAAGUGGGAAAAAUACACAGAGAAAUUACACAUCCCUGCGUGCCGCCGAGGGUGACACUGUGUGCUGGGCAGGUGGGGGAAGAUCUUGGGGGAAUUACCCGUAUAUUCAGGUGCUACUUUGGUAAGUAGGGAGCAGAAUAUUUUAUUAAAGACUCCCUUUUUUCCUCAUUUCCAUCUGUGCAGCAACGUGCCAGGCAUGCUCACGGAGCGCUGUGUACUCCUGCCCUCUGUCCUGGGCUUCUCUGCCUGGGAGAGGGUGAGGAAAGAGCUGACCCCCAAACCCAGAUAUUGAAAUCCAGCUUUUGCAGGUUGUUUGGGCAUCAUGGGACACCCGGGACGCGGGACAUGGCAGGCCUAGAGCUGUUGACCCAGGGAUGGGUCCAGUUUGUUCCUCAUACACCAUACAGUUGCAGUCUGC